Capsicum annuum is the source of this 931-nucleotide messenger RNA. Its product is annotated as universal stress protein PHOS32. Lineage: Eukaryota; Viridiplantae; Streptophyta; Magnoliopsida; Solanales; Solanaceae. The record is from RefSeq and is a predicted model, not a curated record. The transcript has 4 exons.
AUAAAUCAUGAAAACAAAAAGACAAGCCCCAAAAAACGAAACAAUGGAUCAAAUUUCAGCCUAGUGGCUAUACAUCUUGUGUAUCACCAUUCACGUACCUCCUCUACUUUGAACACAGUUGGAGAAGACAAAAAAUAUACUAAAGCAUUUCCUUUUUUUUUCAGUUUUAACAAGAUAGAAAGCGAUUAAUUAACAAGUGAGAGUUAAGGAAGGAUUUGUUAAAAAGAAAAUGGGGAAGGGGAGGACAAUUGGUGUGGCAGUGGAUUUUUCAAAGAGUAGCAAGGAAGCUCUAAAAUAGACAACUGAAAAUUUGGCUGGAAAAGGUGACUCAGUUUACUUAAUCCACAUCAAGACUCAUACUCUCAGUGAGUCCCGUGACCAGCUCUGGGCGAAAACUGGCUCUCCUCUGAUUCCAUGGGUGGAGUUUAGGGAGCCAGAUGUGAUGAAGUAUUAUGAUAUCAAGAAGACUGACGUCCAAGUUGUUGAUUUACUUGAUCCAGCUACUAAGCAGAAAGAGAUAAACAUUGUUGCAAAAGUGUACUGGGGAGAUGCAAGGGAGAAAGUGUGUGACUCUAUUGAAGAUCUCAAGUUGGAUUCUUUGGUCAUGGGUAGCAGAGGUCUAAGUACUAUCCAAAGGAUAAUGUUGGGAAGUGUAACAAACUAUGUAUUGAACAAUGCAGCAUGUCCUGUGACUAUAGUAAAAGAUCCUGAUUUCCACAAGCAUUGACCACAACUGUCUCCUCCAACGUGAGCUGUGAUAAUCAUUGAAUCAGAAUGUUUUUAUACACAUUAUUUCUUUUGGAGCUUAAGAUAUACACACUGAUAUACUCUAUAAUAUAAAGAUUUUUUUACAUUAUUAGAAUAAUUUAACUGCUGUUAAUUAUAACAUGUUAGUAUUUGGUAGUUAUCAUAGUAUACACAUAUUUGGUUA